Molecule: messenger RNA, 543 nt
Organism: Podarcis lilfordi (Lilford's wall lizard)
Lineage: Eukaryota; Metazoa; Chordata; Lepidosauria; Squamata; Lacertidae
Source: the annotation of a GenBank genome assembly
AUGGCUUCACUUGUGCCUCUACCGCCCUUUGCGCCAGCCUCUGAAUCAUGGGACUCCUACCUCGCUUGUUUCGACUGCUACCUCCAAGCCAACGAGCGGACAGAAGUAUCAAAGGAACGGAAGUGGGGCCUAUUCCUCAGCCUCUAUGGGCCAGAUGUGUUUGAGACGGCCCGAGCAUCGGUUGUGCCUGAAGCAGUCCAGGCAACACCGUGGGACACGAUUCAAGAGAAGCUCUGCAACCACUACGCACCAAAGCUGUCCAAGAUUGUUGCCCGCCAUGCAUUCUACCACUGGAACCAGUCAGAGGGGGAGUCAGUUAACAACUACACUGCCGCCCUCCAACAAGCUGCAAUGCACUGCGAGUUCCGAGACUUAGACGAUGCCCUGAUGGAUCGAAUCGUCUGUGGGGUCCGGGACAUCCAUCUGCAACGGCGUCUCCUCGCCAAGCCAGACAUCACGCUGCAGAAAGGAGGCCGUGGCCUCAGAAGCUGCCGAACGCUCCGCCCAGGAGAUCCGCAAGGCCAGCAGCCUGCGCUUUGCUAG